Molecule: messenger RNA, 1701 nt
Organism: Didymosphaeria variabile
Lineage: Eukaryota; Fungi; Ascomycota; Dothideomycetes; Pleosporales; Didymosphaeriaceae
Exons: 2
Coding region: 1-1701 (566 amino acids)
Source: RefSeq, a predicted model, not a curated record
AUGCGCGCUGACUGGAUGCCUACGCUGGUAGUCACUGCUUCUCUUGCUGAUCAAAAGAACGACGAAUUCUUCCUUGCCGAUGCCAACUGCGGAAUGACGGUCGAAAACACACUACGAUUACUGAGAUUGCUGCCCAGCCACCUAGAUUUUGUUCUCGAAUCGCCCUGCGCUACCUGGCACGAGACCAUCUCACUUCGGCGGCGGACCGGCUUCCCGAUAAUUUUCGAUGAGCUAGUGACAGAUACCGCGUCCCUCGUGCAGCUCAUAGCUGAAGACGGAGCUGAGGGCAUCAAUCUGAAGAUCGCCAAGUGCGGAGGGUUGACGAAAGGUCGCCGGAUUAGGGAUAUCUGCUUGGCUGCUGGGUACACUAUGACUGUGCAGGAUGCUUGGGGUUCGGAUAUCUCGUUUGCGGCGAUUGUACAUCUCGCACAGACGAUUCCAGAGCGCAAUCUACGGUGUAUAUUGGAUGUGAGGGACUGUUCUACGGUUAAGGUUGCAAGAUGCGAAUAUGGACUACAUGAUGGUAAUGUUACGGCGUCGCGUGAGCCUGGUCUGGGCAUCACUCCUCACCUAGACGUGCUCGGAAAACCUGUAGCAAGUUACUACACUGCUCGUGUCAACCCGAUGGCACCUCGAUCAGCUGCCCUUACCGGCCUCUACAGCCACGAUGAAAGCCCCAAUAGCCGUUCAAAAAGGCACUUCUACAGGUUAGGUGGUGCGACGAGAGACACCAAGUGGGUGAAGAAGAAGCGAGCCUGUGAAGAGAAACCCCGUGAAGUCAUUGAUGACGACAUCCAUCGUGGAGAGAGAGCCCACGGACAGGAGGAGAUACGAUUCGAUAGCUUUGGGCAUCGUCGGAUGCACAGGCAUGACAGGCCAGCUUCCGGUGGAGAUGUGGCCAACCCCAGGCCAAGCGUCGUCAGCAUCGACACCUCCGAGUCUCAUGCACCGCAGUACUGCCAGGCAAGUACACAUCAAGCGCCUAAAGCUCAUGCUACCGCUGAUCAAGAAUCAGUCACCGCUGUCGUCAUCUCCGAGCCUUCCUUCCCGCCGUCAUCAGAACGCAGUGAAAUUAUAUCUCCUAGCAAAGAUAAGGCCCUUCCACACAGAGGCGCUCGAGGCACGGACCGUGACAGCGACGGGACCAUACUGGUCGAUGUCGAUAGUUCGGAACCUUUCAUCCCAGCUCCGACGAUGAAAACGAGCUGCCAACCUCCAGCCACCCCGGUACGUGACAAGGCAAGGCGGUCUGGCAUGAUACUCGAUCGGUCUACCCAGAACCGUAUAUCAAUCGCCUCGUCCUUUGCUAGCAACGUGUCUCUGAGCAACCUACGGGCACCGUCCGGUAGCCUAUCUUUGUUUCCCGACCCGCUGCGCACUCCUAACAGGCGUCCACCCACCGUUGCGGAGCGCAGCAUCAACAGGCUGCCGCGCCUGCACCCAAUGCCCACCAUCUAUGGGGCAUACCGUAAGCCUGACACGCAUACUGCUGGACAGUAUACAGACGUUAGGCCUCCAAGGACUUCGACCGAUCGCCAUAUUCCCGCGGGACAGAAUGCUCAUGGCCAGGACAAUGUGAGCUUACCUUCAAGCCCGGAGUCGGACGUAUUCGAAAUUUCGCCGUCUGCGACACCGGCGGUACGCUCGAGGCCGGUGACGACGUGGGGUGCGUGGUAUGACAAGCCUGCGUUGCCGUCAUAG